Messenger RNA from Darwinula stevensoni, 1017 nucleotides. NCBI's taxonomy places the organism in Eukaryota, Metazoa, Arthropoda, Ostracoda, Podocopida, Darwinulidae. The record is from the annotation of a GenBank genome assembly.
UGCAUAAAGGGAGUCUGCGUCCAGCCUGACAACUGCAAGUGUGAAGCUGGCUGGAUGGGUGAACGAUGCGAUGUAGCUUGCGAAUGGAUGAGAUUCGGCCCGAACUGCUCCAAGCCGUGCGAUUGCGACCCGGAAUUCGCCGGAAGGUGUGAUGCAGUAACAGGUUCAUGCAUCUGCAAACCAGGUGCCCAUGGCACAGGGCGGUGCGUGUGCGAGAAAGGAUGGACGGGGACGAACUGCGACCAGAUCUGUCCCGAUGGAACGUACGGAGAGGAAUGCAAGGGGAAUUGCCCCAGCUGCGUCCAUGGAAGGUGCCACCACACGACUGGAGAAUGCGUGUGCAACCCCGGCUACACGGGCAAAGUGUGCGAUGACGUCUGUUCCAAACAUCGCUUUGGAAACCGAUGCCAAGAGAUCUGCACCUGCAAGAACGACGGCGAAUGUCACCACAUCACCGUCGUUCAGGAGAAGUUCCACUUGUCUGAACGACAAAGGAAUUCACAGGAGAAUGCACUUGCUUGGAUGGCUGGAGAGGAGCGGAGUGCGAGGAGCCUUGCCCGGAAGGAACUUCCGGCUUCGAUUGUCGUCAGAAUUGCAGCUGCGGAGGGCGCUUGCCCCGAAGGAUUCUUUGGAGAGCAAUGCAAAAAUAUGUGCGAGUGCUCCGAGGGGAAUUUCCAGUGUCACCAUAUCGAUGGCUGCACGUGCAAGCCAGGAUUUCAAGGUGACAACUGCAAAGUCCCAACCCCUCAUUCCAAGCAACAGUCAGACAGAAGCUGGAUCAUCGGAGGAUUGAUAGGCGGCACGGUCCUCAUCAUUCUCUUCAUCCUCGGGCUCGCCGGCUUCUUGAUCCGCCUCAGGCGUAAAGCCCUCAUCCGAAGAAAGAUGUCUCGCCAAUCAUAUAUCCGCACUGCACCUCGACCUGAACAGUUCAAGAACCCGUUUGUUCCCCAUGCGAAGAACAUCAUUCGAGAAGGAAAAAGACUGACCUCUUGUACGCCGGUCACAUAUCUCAUGUGA